Messenger RNA from Selaginella moellendorffii, 711 nucleotides. Its product is annotated as microbial Terpene synthase-like protein 1. The transcript has a single exon. The coding region runs from base 1 to 711 and encodes 236 amino acids. The record is from RefSeq and is a predicted model, not a curated record. Lineage: Eukaryota; Viridiplantae; Streptophyta; Lycopodiopsida; Selaginellales; Selaginellaceae.
AUGCCACACUUGCAGCUCAUCUUUAAAAACGACUAUGAUCAAGCGCUAACUCUGGUGAAAAGUAAAGACCUACUGCGGCAAAUGGGGAUGCUUAACGAUGUCUACACUGAUCUAAAGGGUUUCAUGAAGCCUGGACAUAAGACCCGGUUUUCGAAUUCCAUGAUUGAUGUGCUCGACAUGUUUGAGGUGGAAUCAAGUUGGCUUCACAAGAAACUGGUUCCCAACUUUGAGAUUUAUAUGUGGAUGAGGGAGGUAACGGCUGGGGUUAUCCCUUGCAUGGUGGCAAUAGACUUCCUUAAUAAUUUUGGGCUGGAAGAGGAAGGAAUGCUAGACGAUCUCCAUAUUCAAACGCUGGAAGUGAUUGCAAAUCGCCAUUCGUUCCUAGCCAACGACAUGGUCUCCUUCAAAAAGGAAUGGGCUUGUGAACAGUACCUCAAUUCUGUGGCACUGGUUGGUUACAGUAGCAACUGUGGCUUAAACGAGGCAAUGGAGAAAGUUGCAGAAAUGGUUCAGGAUUUGGAGAAAGAGUUUGCUGACAUCAAACAAAAGGUUCUGUCAAACAAGGACUUGAACAAGGGAAAUGUCAUGGGGUAUGUGCAAGGCUUGGAGUAUUUCAUGGCUGGAAAUAUAGAGUUUAGCUGGCUCUCUGCGAGAUAUCAUGGGGUGGGAUGGGUUUCACCAGCUGAGAAAUAUGGUACCUUGGAGUUCUAG